Molecule: messenger RNA, 981 nt
Organism: Coniosporium apollinis CBS 100218
Lineage: Eukaryota; Fungi; Ascomycota; Dothideomycetes
Exons: 3
Coding region: 1-981 (326 amino acids)
Source: RefSeq, a predicted model, not a curated record
AUGUCGGCCGGCAGUAGCAACAAGCGCUUCAAGGCCAAAGAUUUCCUUUGGUGUAUCCCCCUCAGCGUCAUCUGCUGCCCAUGCCUAUGCGGAGUGCUCAUGCGUGACGCAUGCAUCGACGACUACAAAUCCGACGGUACGGCCUCCGACAAGGCCGAGCUCGACCAUCAAGAAACGUGCCGCACGCAACCACCGCGUCCAGUACCGCUGAUUCGAAGACGUGCCAUCUCUUCGACGCCAGGUCGUUGGUCCAGACGCAGAAUCGACGGCCAAGCUCAAUCGAUGCUGCUCUCCAAGCUCCCGCAGGAGAUCCGGCAGAUGAUCUGGACUCUUGUAUUAGGCGAGCGCUUUUUGCAUAUCGUGCAAUGGCCUAAGCAGUUGACUCACAAAACCUGCUCAGAGGCCCGAUGGGGCCGCGGCAGCUCCCUCAAGUGCCCGCUCGCCUCGUACAGUGUGUAUCACGACAAUUUCCUUCCACUCUUGCAAACAUGUCGACAGGUCUACUACGAAGCGAUUGACAUCCUGUACACGCGGAACACUUUCGACAUCCGCCGGGUAGAUACGUUCAUCUCCCUGCACGAAUCCAUUAUACCCCAGCGCUCCAACAGCAUCCGCUAUCUAAACCUUCGGUGGCAUUUCGAGCGCAACUUCUUCGCAACCCUCCGACCCUGGUUCAAGCAGAUACGGCAUGAUCGGUCGCGUUGGGAGGAGGGAUGCGCGGCCCUUAAGAACAUGACCGGCCUCUGGGACCUCGUCCUUUCUCUGCACGUUAAUUGGGCUAAGAAAGACGCGAAGUCUGCCGUUAAGCUGCUCGAGCCACUGAAGAAGGUUACGGUCAGAAACUUGUUUGAGGUGAUAGUGUCCUGGCCGGCAACGGCAAACGAGGCCGAGGUCAGGUUCUUGAGUGAGAAGUUGCCGUUUCGGCUGGUUAGGGAUGAAGGCAUGGCAAUGCCUCACUGGUGGAAAGAGCACAAGGACUGA